Messenger RNA from Sphaeramia orbicularis (orbiculate cardinalfish), 3541 nucleotides. RefSeq names its product protein tyrosine phosphatase non-receptor type 12 (gene ptpn12). Gene Ontology annotation, molecular function: non-membrane spanning protein tyrosine phosphatase activity. The record is from RefSeq and is a predicted model, not a curated record. The transcript is spliced from 18 exons. Gene Ontology annotation, cellular component: nucleus; cytoplasm. Gene Ontology annotation, biological process: protein dephosphorylation. NCBI's taxonomy places the organism in Eukaryota, Metazoa, Chordata, Actinopteri, Kurtiformes, Apogonidae. The coding region runs from base 484 to 2874 and encodes 796 amino acids.
ACGAACAGCAGUGUGUGAAUGUGGCAACCGAGGUAGACAGGGAGGGGUAGAUAGACUGACCAGACCGGGUUUUUGUCUUUUUGCGUUAAUUUUAUUUUCUUAUACACCCAAGAGUCUACGGUUUAUGUUAGGUCACGCUCGUAAACUUGUUUAUACGGCUGAAAACCGGGCCGCCGCCGCUUUUAUUUGGGACUAAUCGUUACCGUUGUGAAAGCAGCCCAGAAGAAAGAAGGAAAGGGAGAAACAACAUGGGGCGAUAAUAAAAAAAAAAAAAAAAAAAAAAAAAAAAAGGUGUUGUGUUGUGAACCGACGAUGACUCCCUGGGAAGAUCCGUGAAGAUUAUUUAUUUUUAUCCCCCCCUAUUCCUUUCCCCCUGUGUCUUUUUUGUUGUUGUUUUAUUUUAAUAUCCACUCCUCCCUAGCUACUUGGGAGGCUAUUUUUAAGGAAAAAAGGCAACGGGAUACGUUACGAGAGGACUUAAAGAUGGACCAAGCCGGCAUCCUGAGAAAGUUUAUCCAAGGGGUGAAGGCCAUGAGCGAAGGGGACGAGGAGAGGGGAGAGGACAACUUCGGCAGCGACUUUAUGAGGUUACGACGGUUAUCAACCAAAUACCGGACGGAGAAGAUCUACCCUACCAACGUAGGAGAGCGAGAGGAGAAUGUCAAGAAGAACCGAUAUAAAGAUAUACUGCCAUUUGAUCACAGUAGGGUGAAGUUGACAUUAAAAACUACCAAUCAGGACACAGAUUACGUCAAUGCCAAUUUCAUCAAGGGUAUGGAUGGUCCCGAGGCCUAUAUUGCAACUCAGGGCCCACUGCCGAAUACAGUUAUUGACUUUUGGAGGAUGAACUGGGAGUACAAUGUUGCUGUUAUUGUAAUGGCUUGUCGAGAGUUUGAGAUGGGAAGGAAAAAGUGUGAGCGGUAUUUCCCUCAGCAGGGGGAGGAGCCCAUGACUUUUGGACCUUUCAGAAUCUCCUGUGAAUCAGAGCAGACCAGAACAGACUACUUUAUCAGGACCCUGGUUGUAGAGUAUGAGAAUGAAACCCGUAGAAUAACACAGUUCCAUUAUAUGAACUGGCCAGAUCAUGAUGUCCCCUCAUCAUUUGAUUCCAUACUGGAUAUGAUUGGACUAAUGAGAGAAUACCAGGAGAACGAUGAUGUCCCUAUAUGUAUACACUGCAGUGCAGGGUGUGGGAGGACGGGCGCUAUCUGUGCUAUCGACUACACGUGGAACCUCCUGAAAGCUGGGAAAAUACCAGAAGAUUUCAAUGUCUUCCGGUUGAUUCAAGAAAUGAGGACACAGCGACACUCUGCAGUUCAGACCAAGGAGCAGUAUGAGUUAGUUCAUAGAGCCAUUGCACAGCUCUUUGAGAAACAACUGCAGCUCCUGGAGAGUCCCACCAACACGCAGAUACACGAUGGCAUGGAUGAAUGCAGUCCAGACAAAGCACGCCAACAAUCAGAUGAUGAAAGAUGGGACACACCACCUCCAAAACCUCCACGCAUACGCAGUUCCCAGGUAGAAGGUGAUGUUAAGGAAGAGAUUCUGCAGCCCCCAGAGCCUCAUCCGGUGCCCCCCAUUCUAACCCCAUCUCCUCCAUCAGCCUUCCCCACGGUCACUAACGUACGACAGGACAAUGACCGCUACCACCCCAAACCUGUCUUACAUGUUGUGGCUACCACUCAGCAAAACACAACACAGAAAAAGGAAGUGGACCAGCAGCAGAACCAGUCAGAGACCAGUACAAACACCAGUCCAUCAGAGCAAAAGGACCAAGAUCUACAAAGUCAAAAACAGCAGACCCAGACCCUAGAUCUGAACGACAACUAUAACAAUAAGUCAUCCUCAACAUCAACGAAGUCUGAAUCAGGCCCAAGCCAGACUCACACCCCUUCCUCCCCCCUCCUCUCUCCAAUCAUGGAAUGUUCUGGUGCUCCUCGCAUCGAGAGGAAGCUGAGCAUUGAGAUUAAAAAGGUGCCGUUGCAGGAAGGACCUCGUAGCUUUGACACUUCCUCCUCGAUGGGAGUAGCUGGUGGCACUGCUUCAGCUAACAGUGGGGGUAUGCUGCAAAGAGGUCAUGCCUUCAAAGCCCGCUCUGGCCAGUCCCUGUUGACGUCUAGUUCAUCUCUGUCAGAAGACUCAGGCACAGAGGGUGGAGCAGGUGGAUGUGGGGACAGUCAUGCAGAUGGAGCCAUCCUAGCCAGACCAAACCACCUCCCUGUGAAGAGCAGUGAGAAGGGUGAGGCUCCAGGAGGGGAGAGAACAGAGGUGAAACCUGGCCAGGCAGCAUGGUCUCAGCCCUGCAACAGUCCGGAAAAACACUUAUCCAAAACCUCCUCCUCUUCUUCCUCCUCCGACCGCGUCGCUCCAUCCUCAUCCUCCUCCUCUCACCUCUCCUCCUCCUCUUCAUCGUCCUCCUCGACUCCUGUUAGGACUGCCCUGAGUUUCACCAACCCCCUACACUCUGAUUACUCAGAUGAAGAGGGGGACGGAGAGAUGUCUGGAAGGGAGGGCUAUCGUACUAAUAUUUCCACGGCAACAGCUAUGGUUUCUUCAUCUUCUCACCACGGAGACCAGCAGCCAAUCCGAAAAGUGUUGUCCAUGUCAAUCGCAGGACAGAACGCUCCAUCACCCCCUGCAACCACAGCAAACUGCUGGGACAGCGAUGACUCCCCUCCCCCCCUCCCUGAGAGAACCCCUGAAUCCUUCAUACUGGCCUCAGACCCUUUGGAAAUGAGAACAUCAGCCUCAGCUGAAUGGAGUGGUUCAAACAAAGAUGUGUCGGACUGUGUUAAGAAGACGUCUCCAGCUGAUCCUGCACCUGCUGGCACCACAACAACAGACAACAAGGCAGACCUGGGUGGGGUUCGGUAACCGCUGCAUUCAGCCCAAAGGCCCUCGAGAACCCCCCCUGGAGUGGACAUGAUGGAAGCAUCCAUCAGCCUGUCCUCCAGCAAAGUCCUCUCUUGAGUUGGACUCUACUGAUCUCACCUGGCUGGUCCAAAACCCAGUUGAUAGACAGCACAUAUUUACAUAGAAACAGCCUCUGUGUACGUCUGUGCCAACACCUCCUCCAGACUGAGCUCCGUUUUCCCCACGUCCUCAUCAAGGUGCCACUGUGUUAAGCAGAAGAACACUUACUGGUCAAGGGGCUUGUCCAUCUUAGUACAAAGCCCACAUUCUUCUCUUCAGCUUGCUGACAUUAAGAGGGUUUGAUUUCUCUUGAUGCUGACCUGGGUUUCAGUUUGGUCAUUUCCCUGUUAAGGAUGAAAGGAUAAUUCCUGUUUUACCCUUAAACAUUAAUCUGUUUUGGUGACUUUAUGGUAAAUUUAUAGUCAGUUGAGCUGUAGACACAUCAUGAUAACUUUUCCAUGCUCAGACCAUAUGAAUCAGGAUGUAGAAGUCUCCACGUUCACUUUAAAUGAACAGGAAGAACACUUUGUUUCACACCAAAUAUUAAAAAAAGUCACUUUUGUGUUGUGCUAAUCAGGAAUUAUCUUUAAUCCAAAAAGCUACUGUGGGAUGCUGAUUCCUAGGGUUU